This is a messenger RNA of Menidia menidia (Atlantic silverside), 312 nucleotides long. The record is from the annotation of a GenBank genome assembly. NCBI's taxonomy places the organism in Eukaryota, Metazoa, Chordata, Actinopteri, Atheriniformes, Atherinopsidae.
AUGGCUUCGGUGCGGAUGGCCGGUAAAGUUGGAGCAACUCUUUUGGGAAGUGUUCGGGCUCUCCGCGGUUACAGGGCGAGCCGCCCGGUGACGUUUCUUCACCAGAAAUUUGAUAGUCUGUCUUCCUCUUCCUCGGUUGCCGUAUUCUCUCCCAGCAUGGGCAACCCAGAUAUGAAUUUAUCAGCAGCUGCCGGGAACUCUGGAGGGCAGAUUCCUAUUACUCGUUUCCACAGAGACGCGGAAUUGGCACUAACCCUCAGCCUGUGGGUGUGUCAGGGCUUCUGCAGAGGAAGUGGAAACUUCAGGUUAUGA